AUGGAUCAAGUCAACCAUAUAAAAUUGACUGUCGACCCGUCGCAAGUGCGAGGAGUACUGCGAGGUCUACUGCUUGCCAUCUUCUUCCACAGAAGCCUAGAUGCUGUAGAAGCAGAGACAUUCGAGCUGCUGGAUUCUCACAUAUCAUGCUCGACAACCCCGUCUAUGCAAAAGGACAUUGCCAGCAGCAUCGAGGACUUUGCGUUGCGAUACCUCGAAAGCGGAGAAUCUCAGGGAGAAAUGGCUCUGGUUUUCCUGCGAAGUAAAGCCAAGAAGGGUUGGUUUGCUGUGACAGAGGAGCUCAUACCUUGGGAAGAACACCUCAUAACACUUAGUUUCCAGACCUCAAAGCCAUCGGCCAGUCCGCUUUUCAGCGCGCUAAUGCAAAUCGCAACGUACUGUCUGCAGCAUAAGGAUCAGGUGCCGCCCUUGACUGGCUCGUCCGAUGCUAGCGUGCCAUAUCGGAUUCUCGUUGAGCCUGCUUCCCCCGUCGAUCUAUUCUCUCCGACUUCGCCACCUUCUCACCCCAUGCGCCUGACCUCUCCUCCCCCGGCACCGCUGACGACUGCAACUCCUGCGACUGCUAUCGCACAAGGCUCGACAUUACCUUCGCGUCCCACCGAUGAGAACAUCAGCGGGAAUAGUAUGCGCCGAGGUCUGUCCCCGGCAAGUGCCAGAUUGGGGUAUCUGGAACAGGCGAAAGAUGGACUGAGAGCCGUGAGCGCCAAGGCAGGCGCAGGGGUGGGCUGGAGUGGUCGAGCCAUGGGCGCUGCCUUUGGAAAGGGUAACGGGUAUUGA
Messenger RNA from Cryptococcus amylolentus CBS 6039, 798 nucleotides. RefSeq lists its product as hypothetical. The transcript is spliced from 6 exons. NCBI's taxonomy places the organism in Eukaryota, Fungi, Basidiomycota, Tremellomycetes, Tremellales, Cryptococcaceae. Gene Ontology annotation, cellular component: phagophore assembly site. Bases 1 to 798 code for a protein of 265 amino acids. The record is from RefSeq and is a predicted model, not a curated record. Gene Ontology annotation, biological process: autophagy; autophagosome assembly.